AUGAGUGAAGCCUUUGAUGAUGUUAGAUUUGAUGAAAACUACGUCGUUCGAUACGGAAAUGAUCAUAUCUCGAAGCUAGACCAAGGAAGAGAAGUUCAGCUCUCUUUGGACUUGGCUUCAGGAUCGGGGUUUAAUUCCAAGCGUGGCUACGGUUCGGGAUUCUUUGAAAUGAGAAUAAAGUUGCCAGCAAGACAUUCUCCGGGAGUUGUCACUACAUUUUAUCUAAGUUCACAUCCAGAUAAUAAGCCUGGAAAUCAUGAUGAGCUAGACUUUGAGUUCUUGGGCACAGAAGGACCUGUAUUCUCUUUACAAACAAAUAUUUUCGCAAAUGACAAUGGGAAUAGAGAGCAAAGACUUCAUCUUUGGUUUGAUCCCACAAAGGAUUUCCAUAAGUAUGGAAUCCUAUGGAACCAUCGCCAAAUAGUGUUUUUUGUGGACAACAUCCCUAUUAGAGUGUUCAAGAACAAUACAAGGUUGGGAGCAAGGUACCCUUCACAAGAGAUGUCUGUGGAGGGAAGCAUAUGGAAUGGAGAAUCUUGGGCAUCAAGUGGGAAAAAGAUUGAAUGGUCUCAAGCACCAUUCCAAGCACACUACCAAGAAUUUGAUAUAUAUGGGUGUCCAUUUGGAGCCAAUUGCUCUUCUGAAUCUCAACUCUACUGGUGGAAUACAAAGGAGUUCUAUGAACUGACCCCAGAACAACAAAGAAUCUAUAAGAAAGUGACUCAGAAAUACAUGUUUUAUGACUAUUGUCAUGAUAGGGGAAGAAACUUCAAGGAAUGCCAAAUAAGAUAG
This is a messenger RNA of Fragaria vesca subsp. vesca, 792 nucleotides long. RefSeq names its product xyloglucan endotransglucosylase/hydrolase protein 2-like. Gene Ontology annotation, molecular function: hydrolase activity, hydrolyzing O-glycosyl compounds; xyloglucan:xyloglucosyl transferase activity. The transcript has 4 exons. Lineage: Eukaryota; Viridiplantae; Streptophyta; Magnoliopsida; Rosales; Rosaceae. Gene Ontology annotation, cellular component: apoplast; cell wall. The record is from RefSeq and is a predicted model, not a curated record. Gene Ontology annotation, biological process: cell wall biogenesis; xyloglucan metabolic process. Bases 1 to 792 code for a protein of 263 amino acids.